AUGAAUAAGAAGGACGGUUCAUAUUCAGUGGCUAUUAGAUAUAGUUUUGCUGCUUGUUUAUGUAAUUUGAAAAACCUCCAAGAGUUGGAUAUUAGCCAAAACAGCUUCGAGGUAUCUAUUCCUCCAUGUAUCAGCAAUUUAACAUCCCUCUGUCUCCUCAAACUUUCUGAAAAUAACCUUUCGGGAACCAUUCCUUCUGAUCUCCUUAGGCUCAAGUCCCUCGAAUACCUUUCCCUUUCUCUGAACCAUUUUGAAGGGUCCAUCUCAUUGAGUUUAUUUGCUAACAACUCCAAUCUUGAGGUUCUUGAACUUGGUAGCCUUAACAACGAGUUGCAUGUAGACACAGAAAAUACACCCUGGAAACCUCUAUUUCAGCUAAAAGUCCUACGACUAUCAAACUGCUAUCUCAAUGAUCCAAGUAGAUCUAUUCCGAGCAUUCUUUUGACUCAGCAUGAUUUAAGAGUUGUUGACCUCAGUUACAAUUCCAUGGUUGGAAAGCUUCCCACUUGGGUACUGAAAAACAAUGCAAGAUUGGAGUUCCUUAGUCUUGCACAAAACUCAUUCAUGGGUCAAUUUGUGUUACCUGCUGAUUCUGAAAAUCUUGAUUUGAUUGUGAUUGAUGUGUCUACGAAUUAUAUUCAAGGCCCGCUUCCAACAUCCAUUGGCCAUAUUCUCCCAAAUUUGAGGUAUUUGAACAUUUCUAGAAACUCAUUCAAAGGUAGUAUUCCUCAUUCAAUCGGCAACAUGAGUAAGUUAGAGUCACUGGAUCUGUCGAGCAACAAUUUUACUAGGGAAUUACCUGAACGCUUGGUUAUGGGCUGUAACGAAUUGCUUACGCUGAAGCUUUCACAGAAUAAACUGCAGGGCCAGUUAUUUCCCAAAAAAUGGAACCUCGCAUCGCUCAGGUUGUUGCAUUUAGAUAAUAAUAUUUUUUCCGGACAGUUGUUACCUGGACUUCUUACAAGCUCCGACUUCAGAGUGUUGAAUCUAAGCGAUAACUCGAUCUCAGGAAAACUACCUGAUUGGAUGGGGGACUUUUCUUCCCUUUUGUUCCUUGUUGCGUCCAGGAACUUGUUCAAAGGUCCUAUACCAAUUGGCUUUUGCAGACUUGUUGAACUGAUUGUAUUAGACCUUUCAUGGAAUAGUCUUUCUGAUAAAAUACCUCAUUGUUUCAAUUUAUCAUCACUAAUUUAUUUAAGCCUUCACAAAAAUGAAUUGUCAGGACCUUUGCCAGGAGCUCUUUAUAGAUCAUCUUCCCUUGUGACAUUGGAUAUUGGGGAUAACAAACUAUAA
Lycium barbarum (goji berry) is the source of this 1293-nucleotide messenger RNA. RefSeq names its product receptor-like protein 1. NCBI's taxonomy places the organism in Eukaryota, Viridiplantae, Streptophyta, Magnoliopsida, Solanales, Solanaceae. Gene Ontology annotation, molecular function: protein binding. The transcript is spliced from 2 exons. The record is from RefSeq and is a predicted model, not a curated record. The coding region runs from base 1 to 1293 and encodes 430 amino acids.